Molecule: messenger RNA, 7883 nt
Organism: Amoebophrya sp. A120
Lineage: Eukaryota; Dinophyceae; Syndiniales; Amoebophryaceae
Source: the annotation of a GenBank genome assembly
GCUCAGGUGUUAUGCCUAAAUCCCCCCCUGAGAAAUUAUGAAUUGCACUCCCCGAUCAACCGUUUUGGAUGAACUUAAGCCCCAUAUGAAAUGCUAGUCGAACACUUCCCCACUUACCAUGAGAUGAACUUCUACUCCUGCUACGCGUGAUUCUAUUUCCAUCUACUUGUCAGCCUCAACCGUGCUACGUUACUGCGUGAGCAGGAACGUCAGCCGCUGCUGUUGUAGAAGGUUCAGGUUGCGCAAGAAUCAGGAGAAGUCAUCGCGUAUAGUUGAAGUAAGUAGUUUACAGUCGGUCACGUAUGGGUGUGAAAAAGAAAAUUGAAAGGGAACGCCUACGAAAAUUAGCAAUUUCCCCGAAAAGAAAUCACACACGAUAAGUCUUUACCCCGAAGAACUUCUCGUUUUCAUCCGAAGCUUCGAAAAAUUACUAGCCCCAUAUUCAACACCCCCCCCAGAUAUAUCAUAACCCCGAAAUCAAAAAUAAACAACAGCAUGGCGCCACUUCGAAACGAAUGCGUCAACAACAUUUCGACAAUUGCGAAGACCACAUUCCACGACAAUGAAAAUGAAGCUCCCAGCCUACCCAGCGGGAGCUUUUCUUCAAGAACCUCAGUUUCAAGCCCAACGACGUGAACAAGCAUCGCCAAUAAUCGGAGAACAUCAAAAGACUCGCACUUAUCAUGUCGCGGGUUUAUUUUGAUCCGAGACCGAGAAAAAUGCGGAUGCGGCCUCGAGCCGCGCUCGCGGUCGCCGCGGUGGUCGUGCAACGAAUUGCGCAAGAUCAAGGUAACGAGGACCUUCGAUCAUUAUUUCCGUUUGUCGGCCUCGUUCGCAGCUACACUGUAGGCUCGAAGAACGCGCGCUUGUCCACAAGAAGAAAAUCGAAGCAGGACAGAGACAGACUAGAAAGGACAAGGACUAGGACGUCGGCAUCAUCUGGUAGUACUUCUACCCCGACUAGUGCGCGAAUAAACCGUAGCUCUGAGGAAGAAAGCGCCGAAGUUGUAGAGGGGCGACCUGCUGAUGAAAAUGACGUUCCAGUACUUCUUGCAACGCCAGAAGCAGGUUCGAAAGGAAAUUUAUUUCAGCCGAAUGCUCGUCCGCCUAGUUCCAGCAGCGAGCUUGGUUCGACAAGCUCCGGCGGCGAAGAACUGCAUCAAGCGGAGCAGGGCAAUGCUAUAAUUGCAGGACGACACGAGAAGAGAGGAGAUGUAGAAGCAGUGGCAGAAGCGAAGGAGAAGGUAACGUCGAACCCUGCUGUCACCUCUCGUCCUGCGACAAGGACCCCCGACGUCGCAGUACGAACAGAUAGUACAACUACAGAAGAUCUUCAUCGCCGGCCAAGCAGUACCAUGCAACAGCAGGAGCGCCGUGGUCUAGACCACACCGAAAACAACUAUGACGGCGGUGGUAGAACAGUCGCGUUACAACAGCAAACAAGAGGUACAACUAGAAUAAGCCCCACGACCUCCAUCAGCAGUGGUUCCUCCACCUCGUUGUCCAACAAGCAGAAGUUUUUAGAGACCAUCUCCACCUCGUCUAUACGAAAGAAGAGUAGAAGACAAGAGGUCCGUCAAAGUGGCCUGGCCGGCACGCACGCGAGAGGGCGAGGUAGUAAAAGUAGUACUGUAGUACUACGACGGUGGUCCACUUCUGGACGAGAACUACUACAACAUGGAGUUGUGCUUGGAGAGGAAGCUGAUAGCACGACGGCUGGUAGUAGGCCUACUACAACAUCUUCUGAUGAUGAAAGAAGCAGUAGUAGUACAACCACCUCUGCGAGGACCAAGCGCGACCAAGAGGACAUCGGCGGCAGUGGGAGUGCUGGGAGUAACGACCUGGAGGUUCCUAAAUACAACGAUCACGUUGACCACGACCGCGUUUCUGUGCUGCAAGAACCAACAGAACAACAAGUAGAGGACAAGGACAAGGACAACCAGCUAGAGUCCUCGUUCGGCGGCGAACAAAAGAACACUACAGCCGCUGCUGGCACCUACUUCUCAGAGAUGUUGUUUCAUCUCCGUUACGGUGAGCCUCUUGUAGCAGGUCCGGCGAACGUGACAGCAACUCCAAGUGAAGUUGUAGACCAAAGCGAACAACUGGAGUCGGAGCCUGACAUUAUGGCGGUCGACGACGACGAGGAGGAGAAUCAGAAUGCAAAUUCGUCCUUUCUCGCCGCUUACUUCCCAACAGUUCUUUCCUCCUUCCUGGAGAAUAUCAGUGAUACUGCCUCGUCAUUCGCCACCAAAAUGACGAGGAAACGGGACCCGGACGAGCGUUCGGUGCGAAUCCUGUCGGAGCGGUCCACGUUGCGAAGAACCGUGAUUCCCAGUAUCUUUCACGACGAAACCAAAUUUAUCGAGCACGGAAAAUUUCGCUCCUUGCUCAGAAUGCAGAAGGCGAAUCGAGAGAGGUUGGAAGCAAAGAGGAGGGCAAAGAAGACGGGAAAAAUAGUAAAUGCAGCAACGUCGAUGCGAGCAGAUGAAGACCCUGCAGAGCAGGCGGAGAAGGAAAUACAAAUACAACAAGAGCCGACUACACGACCAGCUGCUGCAACUACUACAGAACAAGGUGAUACUAGUAGUACAUCAGGAUCUCUUCCAACAUCGACUUCCGCCGAAGAGGAACUACAAGAUAGCCGGAGCGACGCCAGUAUUGUGAAGGAACUGGAGAGUGUAGAAGUGGUUGAACUCUCCAACAAAACCGUGGAGACGAAAAUAUCCGACUCCCGGUACCCCAGCGCGGACGUGGCUGCGCCAGUGGGCCACCGACUGCUGAUGUCCUCCUCCUCGAGCCCGGCAGACGACGAACACGGCGAAAGCGACGAGCACGGCGACGAACACGCACACGCCGUGAACUACCUCGCCACCCACAAGGAUUGCACCAUCGACGAGGAGCUGGAUACGGGGGAGGAGUGCAGUGAGGCGGGGGAGUUCCUGUUCGGCAUACCUGCGAACAAAAUGGAGCAGGGCAACAUCGCGAUCCAGGUGGACGGCAUCCAGGUGGGCCCCAACCGGCCGGGCUGCUACUACGAGCGACAGCAGUCGGGGACGAAGCGGUUGAUCUGGAAAACGGGGGGCGACACCAAGGACAAGCGCAGCAACACGGGGACGUUUCUGUUCGUCUGCAAGGUGUACCACCCGCCGCCGGAUUUCCCGGACUCGCACAUCGUGCAGCUCCGCUACCCCAUGAUCUUCGUGAUGCUGACCCUGUUCGUGUCCGUCCUGGUGUCCUACAUCGGCAGGGCCACCCACGAUUUCUUCCCGAUGUCGCUCUGGCUGGUGCUGUUCGGGAUUUUGACCGACCUGAUCGCGUCCCAGUGCGGGUCUAAGUCGUACUUCGGCCGCAUUGCGGACGACAUCCAGCACGUGGACCCGCACAUCAUCUUUUGGGUCCUGCUCCCCCCGCUGCUGUACGAGGACGGGUCCGGCGCGGACUGGCGGGUGCUGCGGCCGCUGGUGGUGAACGCGUUGAUUCUCGCCGUGCCGGGCGUCAUCAUCUCGUUUUCCCUGAUGGGCGUCCUCAUCCGCUACACGCUCCGGAUGCCGAGCUUAUCGGAUUUACAUCAACAGCACAUCGUACAGUGCACGUGCUCCGCAUCUUCGGCCUGCGAGUACACGGAGGGCGACAACAGGGGGGAGCUCACCCCCGAGGCUGCGUUCUCCUACGCCUACACCACGGAGGACGGCACGAAGGGCCUGAUCGACUGCGUGGACCGGUCUGGCGGGCCGAGCAAGUGGAUCGCGAAGCCGGAAGUGUUCGGGUUGGAGGGGUCCUGGCCGUGGUCGACCUCGAUGUUGCUGGGCGCGAUUCUGUCCGCGACGGACCCGGUGGCGGUGAUUGCGGCCCUGAAGGCGCUCGGUGCGCCCGCGCGGCUGACCUUGUUGAUCGCGGGGGAGGCGCUGCUGAACGACGCGACGGGCGUGGUCUUUUUCUCGGUCUUCUGGGCCAACGCCAAGGACAAUGCGGAAUUUUCCUUUCUAGGCGCGAUCGCCUCCUUCUUUCGGCUCGCCGGCGGCGGCUUUGUGUGGGCUUUUGUGGGGGCGGGAUUGAUGCAUGGCGCGCUCAAGUUCACGCACCACAUGAGCUCCAAGAAUUUCCUCUUUCUCACCUUCGCGUGCGUCUUUGGAUUAUUCCUCGUUGCGGAACAGGAGUGGUUCAGACCGGUUCACCCAUGGUCCGGCGUGAUCGCGGUUGUGGUUUUCGCGUUUUACGUGUGCGCGGUCGGCGAGAAGAUGAUUUUACUGAACGGCGGCGCCCACCUGGCCCACGCGCACCACGAGGUGGUCAGCUUCGUCGCCGGGCUCGCGAACGACAUCAUCUUUUUCCUGGCUGGGAUGGUGAUCGGGCGUUUUCUGUUCUACUCGGGGAUGGGGGGCGCCGACUUUGGCUUCCUGUUCGUGCUCUACGCGUACUGCCACAUAGCCAGGGGGACGGCGAUCUUCUCCCUGAUCCCUUUGCUGAACAUGUUCGGCUUCGGCAUGAACUGGAAGGAAGGCAUCAUCGGCGUGCUGGGCGGCUUGCGCGGUGCGGUCGGGUUGGCGAUGGCGUUGCUGAUCGUGUCCGAUGCGAGCGACCCGCCGCUCGAUCUCGGGUUCCGGUUGCGCAUCGGGUUCCACGCGAGCGGGAUCGCGGCUUUGACGUUGGCGAUCAACGGGGUGAUUUUUCCCUACGUUUACAACGCGCUGAACAUCUACCCGCCGACCAUCCAGGCCUCGCAGACGAAGAUGCUGAAGUGCGCGACGCUGGCGGAGGGCAUUCUGUACGAGCGGCUGGCGGAGAUGCGAAAUCACUGGCUGUUCUGCAACUUGAACGCGGAACACAUUCUCGCUCUAGUCCCCAGAAUUGCGGACAUGCUCGCGGAGGAGGAGGAAAAGCACGCCGCCGGAGGUCAUAACCACGAUAAAGGUCAUCAUCAUCAUCAUGGCCAGCACAAAGACAGCAAGGGGGACAACCACGCCUCCCACGGCAACAAAACGGUCGCGGACCGGUUACACCAUUUACAUCACGAGUACCACGGGGACGCGUAUUACUUCAAGACGUUUCGGCAGGUCGCGGACCGGCACGAGGCGAAGUUCACCUGGGAAACGAAGAAGGGGCUGACCAACUUUCUCAUCCCGGCGGCCUCCGAGUCCUUCUCGCAACGGAACGAGGACGCGGCCGCCUGGCUGCACGGGGGCUUCGGGAAGGACUUCGAGAUGGUGAUCCACAUCUACUACUACGCCAUGAUGAGCGCGCUGGAGCGGUGCAAGAUGGAGCGACAGGACAUGGCCAUCUGGCCCGCGGCGGAGAUCGGCGAGGCGCUGGAGUUCACGCACGAGGCCAUGCAGGGGGUUUUACGGGCAGACAAGUGUCUGACCAAGGCGGACAACUUGAUGAUCAAGAAGUUCUUCCCGAAAAUGCCGGACGAAAUCUGGACGGAGGACCAGGACACGCAGCAACUGUUCGCCUUGGAGGUGGGGUUCUGCAAGCUCCUGGCCCGCUUGUUCGGCCGCGACAUCGACCUGCCCUGGGUGGUGCGCACGGAGUGCUGUCGGACCGUCGGGAACCUGUCGACGGAUGUGGAGUCCGCGUCGAAAACUUUGCUGCUGUACUGCCUGCUGCUGGAAAACACGCGGGCGAGUCUCCAGCCCAUCCUAGCCGGGGGGGACGAAGACGAGGCCGCGGGCGGCGGGGCGGCCAGGGUCAGCAUCGGCGGAGCUGCUCUUGGACGAAAGUCGGUCGCGUUGGAGGCCAUCCGCGCGAGCAUGAGUGCGGCUUCUCUGGAGCCGGACCACGACACCAGAAAGUCAAAGCGCGCCGGAGGCGGGGGCGGGCGGAAAUCCGUGGCCGGCGGGCCCUCGGCGCGGGGCGUCAAGCGGGCGCAAAGUGACGGCCUGGACAGCACGGCAAGCAUGGACAGCAGUCGGAAGAAGGUAUCAAAUGCAAAAAUGUCUGGGUCUGGAAGAGUCCGAAUUUGUGAUGCUGCAUUUGGAUUCCAAAAAAAUCUGUAUUGCAUGACCAGCAGGUGCAAAGGGAAUGCAGUUUUGGCUACGCGGAGAGGGCAUUUGUCAUGCGGAAUAGGCAUCGCGAAGCCCUCGAAAAGUCUGUGAUGCUACGGCAUGCAUUACAGACAUCAUGGCCCAUGCAAAACGUGCAUGACAGGGGAUUUCAAGGUGCAAAACGUGCAUGACAAGGCUCAGAAUCUUCCAGACCCAAACGUUUUUGCAUUUCAUAGAAGAAGAAGAGAGACAAAUCUUCGCGGCGGGGAUUUGAGGGAGAACAGGAGAACAAGCAGUCACUAGAGAAGCAGACCAUUGCAGCCAUGAUGCUUGGGCGAGGCGAAGACGAUAUGGUGAAGAGGGCGAAGGACAAAUUUGCACACUUGGCGCAUAAAAACCAACAUAGUAGUCAUGCCAAGAAUGCGUACCCCCACGCCGGCGAAGGAGAGGCUAGGAAUUCAGACGAUUUACGAGAACGAGAUCUAGAAGAAAACUUGUCACAUGAUGGUCUACUGGUGGAGGAAUCCAUUCCGAUACUGCUCGGGGCAACGACAGAAGAAGACUCAUCGGGGCCGGAACGUGGUGUCGAAAUGAAUUCCAAUUCUACUUCAAGGCGGGUUGCUAGAACGCCAACAUCAACUACACACGGUAUUAGGAACAACAGUUCGGGAAAAAUUGCACCACCACGGCCGCCCCCGGUGAGCCGCAUAAGAGCGGACUUCGGGAUUGUGCAGACAGAAUCAGGUUUGGACGUUGUAGAGGUGGACCGUAGGCUAAGCAUGGGCGUAUCCAGUUCCAGUUCCGUCGAGAUCAUGCCACAGAUGAGGACUUCUGUUCUUAAUACAGGUAGUAGUAGAAGAGAUCAUAUAGUGGCACCACAGAGACAUGAGGACGAUGAGGAUGGCGAUGGACGACACGACCAUCGGAAAGAAGUACGAGCACUACGUCAAAGAGCGCCAGCAGCAGCAUCUACUACGUCGGACCACGAGGACCAUUCGCUCGAUGUAAAAAUAGCAGCUGCGCGACCUUCUACUUCAGAAAGGUCAUCAACGUCGGAGGAAGCUUCAAAAUUCUCUUCGUCUUCUACCCGUAGAAUGAAUAUCGAGGGCCGCCACCACAUGCCCGAUCGCGGAGGAGGGGAUCCAGACGAAUACGAAGGGGGCAGGAAGAAAAAGAAGCCUCUCCCCUUGGGCGAAGCUCUCAACAUGCUGGACCGCAGUCUGAGCGCCGUGCUGACGGCCGCACGGACCACGUUGAUCAAAUGCGUGUUUGAGAAGUUUCCCUCGCAGUCCAACAUCUGGCUCCACGCGUUUGUGUGCCAGGGUUUGACGCAGGAUUUAUACAGACAGUUGGAACUAUCGGAGAAGAACGGGUUGUUGUUACCAAACGAAUUAGAGCUGUUGAACCACAACGUUUUCCAUGCGGUUCUGCACAAGCUCGCAAAGUAUAGUAGGUACGCGACCAUAACCAAAAACUUCCCCGAUCUAGAUAUGACGGCGAGACAGUCGCUGUUGAUAAGUAGAAAUAGAGUUUUAUCCGUAGACGAUCUACAGCUUCCCAUAGGCCCCGUGGUGCUCGCCAACCUAAAUCGCGAAAUCGCCCGGAAAAAGCAAACCCGCGACGUGGGGAAGCGGGCCCAGAGAGCGGGCGUCGAUAGGAAAAGAAGGAAACAAGAAAUGCUCAGCGCAGACUACUAGCAAGAGAAGUUUCCUAAUUUUUCCAUACCCGAUGUUUGAAACAAUAACAAUAUUCAAGAGUUUGAGAACGGUUUUCCAUAUAGCAUAAAUUAAAAACAAGCAAGAAAACAAAAUCAUACCUAAGAAAGCGAGUCUCCCCGGAGUCGCUGAGUAUAAACAAUUUCUGUCUUCGCAUUUUCUACUUGGUACUACCAUGAUUUAC